AUGGCUAUUUCAGCCUGCACUAAAAGCUGCCCACCUAACACCGUCUGCGAGGAGCAGCUCUGCCAGGUUUGCGUACCAGAGAUACCAACAUGCAAGACCUGGCAAUGCAAGGAGAUCGAGAGAUGCGAAGACACGCCUACCGGACCUAUUUGUGUGCGAAUGACCUGUGCAGACAUAAAAUGCGCGGCUGGGGAGUUGUGCAAUGAGCUUCCGGACGGACCGGACUGCGUACCAGACGUACCGAGCUGCGAGGGCUUCUUCUGCCGGCGUGGCACCAACUGCUACAUCCGUGCCGGCUCGCCGGUCUGCCUGCCCAACACGUGCGAAGUGCGCGAGUGCACCGGCAGCCUGACCUGCAUCGACACGCCCAACGGCGCCCUCUGUCGGCGCGGCAUCAAAACGCGCGGCUGUCCCGGCAAGUACUGUCCGGACAACUCCAAGUGCAUCGACACACCAGAGCGGGGAGCCCACUGCGUCAAGAUUUAG
Pollicipes pollicipes is the source of this 486-nucleotide messenger RNA. Its product is annotated as spore coat protein SP60-like. The transcript is spliced from 5 exons. The record is from RefSeq and is a predicted model, not a curated record. The coding region runs from base 1 to 486 and encodes 161 amino acids. Lineage: Eukaryota; Metazoa; Arthropoda; Thecostraca; Pollicipedomorpha; Pollicipedidae.